Molecule: messenger RNA, 951 nt
Organism: Parnassius apollo (apollo)
Lineage: Eukaryota; Metazoa; Arthropoda; Insecta; Lepidoptera; Papilionidae
Source: the annotation of a GenBank genome assembly
AUGAAGCGCUCCCGAAAAAUAUUAGCUCGUAUUUUCGAAGAAAAAGAAGAAAAUUAUGAUAUUGCAUUCAACGGCACAAGCAAAAAUCAAAAGAUUUUCCCUCCUGGUAAGAAAAUCAAAGUUUUAGAAGAUAUAAAGAUUCCAUCACGUUCAGUUAAAACUACAUCACCUGGGUCACAUACUUUAAUUUGCCAGUCAACUACAAGCAAAAUAAUUAAUCCAGGAAAGAAUACAUAUGAAAGUCCUUCUACUAGCAACAAAUAUGCAACAUUACAGAAUGUCUCUUUUCCUGGGAGUUCGAGUGAAGCUGGCUCACUUAGUGACUUAUCGUAUAAUAAUUUAUUAAAAAUUGAUUGCAACCUGACACCAGAAUCUAUAAAAGAAUUAUUGUCUACGCCAAAGUCAAAUAAACAGCAAACUUUAGACACCCAUCAUAAAAAUAGUGACCCUAAACAACAAACCCUGGAGGAUAGUAAGAUUAAGAUAUGCACAAUAACUUCCAAAGAUUUGAUUCAAGAAAAUAGUUAUGCAGUUAAUACUUCACAAGCAAUAGACUUAUCAUUACCAGCUACUAGCGCAACGGAUGCAAUAUCUCAUCACCUAGAACCCAAUCAGCAUGUAAACGAAGAACCACAGAAUUUUAGCGAUAUAAGUACAGACAAUGACAGCAAUUAUGUACCAUCUAGUUCAGAAAGUUCUUCAAGUGAUACGGAGACGGUAUCCACGGCUGAUGAUGAAAAUACUGUAGAUAUUCCGUUGAUUACUCAACAAGAUAGCGAAUGGGUAGAUAUCACUUCUUCUAUGCCUAAUAUUGGUAAAAGUGACAGACCGGGAAACCAGCUACAUGGCCAUGAUAUCGUCCUAAAACUAAUAAAAGACUUAGGUGGAAGCGGUAGAACAGUUAUAGCUGAUAAUUUUUAUACCUCUGUGGGUUUAGCAGAAGAUUUAUAA